This is a messenger RNA of Nomia melanderi (Alkali bee), 2140 nucleotides long. RefSeq names its product PHAF1 protein CG7083. The record is from RefSeq and is a predicted model, not a curated record. Gene Ontology annotation, cellular component: trans-Golgi network. Lineage: Eukaryota; Metazoa; Arthropoda; Insecta; Hymenoptera; Halictidae. Gene Ontology annotation, biological process: Golgi to plasma membrane protein transport.
AGUCUCGUUUGAUUUUAGGUAGGUGUUCCGCGGUACGUAUCAGCUGUUCGGGUGACAGUUUGCCAGCCGUGAUCAGAGUGUCGAGGCUUAUUGUUUGGAAAGCAAUAUGGCUAUCUGGUGACCAGUAACAGUGCGAUACGUAGACAAAGGGGCACGCAGUUCUCAUGGUAGUUGGAGACGCGCGUUGUGCGUGCCGUUCUAGUUUACUUAAGUAAAAGGAGCCACGGUUAGUCCGUAGAAUGUUGGAGCUGGAGGUAGUGCCCGAGAGGUCCCUCGGCUGCGAGCAGUGGGAAUUUAUUUUAGGUAUGCAUUUUUCCCAAUCUGUUGCUAUAAUACAAUCCCAAGUGGGCAUUAUAAGGGGAGUGCAAGUCCUGUACAGCGACAGUAAUCCUUUAGAUGUAGACUUAGUGAUAAAUUUACCUCAUGAUGGUGUUCGGCUUAUAUUUGACCCUGUGGUGCAGAGGCUCAAAAUAAUUGAAAUUUAUAAUAUGAAAUUAGUGAAACUUAAGUACUGCGGUUUACCCUUCAAUUCACCAGAGGUAUUACCGUCUAUCGAGCAGAUAGAACAUUCGUUUGGUGCAACUCACCCUGGUGUUUAUGAUAGUGAUAAACAGGUGUUUGUUUUAAAUUUCCGAGGUUUGUCAUUUUACUUCCCCAUAGACUCCAAGUUUCAACCUGGCUAUGCACAUGGUCUUGGGUCGUUACAAUUUCCAAAUGGAACUUCCCCUCUUGUAGCAAAAACAGCUAUUUACGUUGGUAACAUGGCUGCUGGAAGUGGAAGUGAUGAGCACAAUUUGAAGGCACCACCACCUCCUUUACCACUUGUCUGCUAUCACAAUAAUCUUUAUUUAGAGAAGGCAGAUGUUAUACGUGAUAAGAUUCGUACUCGAGGUCUUAGACUACAUCUUUUCACAGAAGGUAGCUCUGUAACUAGGGUAUUGCUGGAACCGAAGAAACACUGCUUGACCAAAGAGGUGUUAUUUGGCGAUACCUGUGAAGAUGUGCUGAGCGCAUUGGGUGCCCCGUCUCGUGUCUUCUUUAAGGCUGAGGAUAAAAUGCGAAUACAUAGCCCCCAUGCGCAUAAACGGGACAAAAUAAGACGGUCCGAUUUCUUUUACAAUUAUUUCACCUUAGGAUUGGACGUCUUGUUUGAUGCCAAAACCCAAUGCGUCAAAAAGUUUGUGUUACACACAAAUUAUCCGGGGCACUAUAACUUUAAUAUGUACCACCGUUGUGAAUUUUCGCUGACUUUACCGUCUGAAAAUACUGAAUCGGGAAAACUGAUUGAUGUUUCCCCAGUGAAUGUAUUGAUCACUGCCUAUACCAAAUGGGAUCGAAUCAGCGAGCAAUUGAAGGCUAGUGCACGACCGGUGGUCUUGAAUCGAGCGUCUUCUACGAACACAACAAAUCCGUUCGGAUGUACGUUUUGUUACGGUAUACGUGAUGCGAUCGUCGAGGUCAUGGCGAAUCAACACAUUGCUAGUGUAACUUUGUACAGAGCGGCGUGACCUUGAUUAUUCGCGCAAUAUGGUGCAUUAUCGAGUGCUCUGUAAAGAGCGAACGAAGGAAAUGGCAUUGGAAGGAUGAAAAUAAAAAAAAAUAUAUAUAUAUGUAAGGAUAGGAGGCACGUUUGGACGUUGGUAAUCGUGUAAUAGCAUCUGCUCUGAAGGACUGUGUUAUCCCGGACAGAAGUGAUAAGCUAGAGUAACGCGUGUCGGACAGCGAUGCAAUUUUUUAAACAGUAACGUAACAUUAGAGAAAUGUGCAAGGAUGUCAGACGGGAGAGAGGUAAGAUUUUCAAUUACCUGGGGAGGCGAUGCAACGUGAGGCUCAGAAACCAAGCGAUAUCAUUUUGAAUAUCACGUAUUGUUGCUUAUAAUAUUUUACAUUCUUCCUUGGGUUCGCCCGUCAAAGGAAACAAACAAACAAACAAAAAAAAAGGAGAAAAAGUGGAAAAAAAGCAAAAAGAACAUCAACUAAGGGGUACAAGUGUCUGCAAUAUUCGAUAAUAUCAUAUUUAAUAUACUGUUUUUAUCUUUUGGUUAUAAGUUUUAAAUAUAGCUGACAAAAAAAAAGUGGUUUUGUGUGAGCAAUCAAUAUUGUAACAUUUGAGCUCGAUAAAUUUAAAAGAACAAAAAAA